CGGUUUAAACACAUACGUGUGGGAUCAUUACAAGCGUUCGGUACCGAUGUCUACGUACUUGGUAGCCUUCGUAGUUUCUGAUUUUGAUGUACGGGAAUCAGAAAAUAGAAACUUUAGAGUUUGGGCGCGUCACAAUGCCAUUGAUCAAGCACAAUAUAGCUUGAAUAUUGGACCGAAAGUACUCAGAUACUUCGAGGACUAUUUCAAAAUCAAAUUCCCUUUACCGAAGAUGGAUAUGGUCGCGCUACCUGAUUUCGCCGCCGGCGCCAUGGAAAAUUGGGGAUUGUUAACAUUUAGAGAGACAAAGAUGUUGUAUCAGGAAGGCAUGUCGACCAGUGCUAGCAAGCAGCGUGUAGCUAUCACUGUAUCACAUGAGAUCAGUCAUCAAUGGUUUGGAGACUUAGUGACUCCAAGUUGGUGGACGGAUAUUUGGUUGAAUGAGGGUUUCGCCACUUAUAUGGAAUAUAUCGGCGUGAAUGCACUGGAACCGACGUGGAGAAUGCUGGAUCAAUUCGUCGUUGACGAACUUCAAGAUGUAUUUAGUUUAGACGCUUUGAAAUCUUCCCACCCCAUAUCCAUUGAAAUCGGUCAUCCGGAUGAAAUUAAUGAAAUCUUUGAUAGGAUUUCUUAUGGAAAAGGUGCUACCAUAAUAAGAAUGAUGGCGCAUUUUCUCACAAUAAAUGUUUUCGAGAAGGGUCUGACUAAUUAUUUGAAUGAAAAAGCUUAUCAAAAUGCUGAGCAAAAUGAUUUGUGGUACGCUCUGACCAAACAAGCUCACAAAGAUAAGGUACUUCAUCCAAACGUAACUGUUAAAGAAAUAAUGGAUACUUGGACAUUGCAAACCGGCUUUCCUGUAGUUACUGUCUCACGAACCUACAACGACAGUAUUAUUAUGCUGACACAGGAACGUUUUCUGCUUGACAAUAACGACACAACGAUCACAUCUGAAUCAUUAUGGUGGAUACCUAUUACUUAUACAUGGGAAAAGCAAUUAAACUUUAAUAACACUCAACCUACGGAAUGGCUAAAAGCGGAACGCUCGAUUAUCCUUAACGAUUUCCGUGUAAGCCCAUUUGAAUGGAUAAUAUUCAAUGUGCAAGAAACUGCGUACUAUAGAGUGAAUUAUGACAGAACAAACUGGCAAAUGAUAAUUAGACAAUUGAAACAAAAUUUAACACGUAUUUCGGCGAAUAACCGAGCGCAAUUGAUCGACGACGCUCUUAACUUGGCUAGAGCUGGCAAGCUCGACUACAAUAUCGCUUUCGAUGUUAUAUCUUAUUUGGUCCGCGAAAUCGAGUAUUUUCCUUGGAGGGCAGCUUUCAGAGGCAUAGAUUUCUUAAAAGAUAUGUUAAUCAAAACACCAAGUCAUGACAAAUUCAGUUUGUUUGUAUUAAAACUACUCGAUAAUGUAUACAAGCAAGUCGGUUUCACUGACGAAAUAACAGAUUCUCAGCUGACAAUUUUGACACGAAUUGAUGUUCUAACUUGGGCAUGUAACUUCGACCAUGAGGAUUGUGUUACGAACGCCGUGCAACAAUUCAGGUAUUGGCGUAACAAUCCUGAUCCGGAUGUUAAUAAUCCAAUUUCGCCGAACUUGAGGAGCGUGGUUUAUUGCACGGCUGUUCGAGUGGGUGGACAAAGCGAAUGGGAAUUUAUUUGGCAGCGAUACCGAGGAACCAACGUAGGAUCGGAAAAGAAUCUACUCUUGAACGCAUUAGCCUGCACAAGGGAGAUAUGGCUGUUAAAUCAACUUUUAGAUUGGGCCUUUACGGAAAAUUCGGGAAUCAGGAAGCAAGAUGCCACCAUGGUUUUCCGAUUUAUAGCUAACAAUGUUGUCGGGCAGUCACUCACGUUUAAUUACUUUAGAGAUAAAUGGGAACAUCUCAAGAAAUAUCUUGGGACGUCAUCUUUCAAUGAAGUCGCAAAGGCAGCAACAAAAGGAAUAAGUACAAGAUACGAAUUGAAAGACCUGGUAGAGUUUGUAAAAGAACAUCUGGAUGAAUUUGGCUCAACGCGAACUAUACAACAAGCGAUAGAACGAGUGGAAUCCGACAUACGUUGGUUUGACAAGUAUUAUGGGAAGAUUUACAAUUGGUUACGGAAGAAUACCAUAUAAUGGUCGAUACCGAUUGAGAUAAUUAUUUGGUUCUUCUUUAGUGUCGAAUCGUGGGCCGAUGAUAAAAUUAAUAAUCCCUCCUUAAUUUUCGGGUCACAUUCCUGCGGAUAUCAAUCUAAGUUUGAAUAAUUUUACUGUACAUCCAUUGGAUAGCAAAGGAUCAGGAGAGAGAAUUUGUAUUUGAAAUAAUAAUAUCUUUUUUUUUUUAAGAAAAGAGCACCAAAUAUCCGCGACCGUCAAAAUAGCUAUUGUGAAACAAUGUUGUUUUAUUUUUGUUAUAAAAGUAGAUAUCAAAAGUGAUAUCAAAUAUUGCGCCAACAAAGCAUAAGUUUAUACACAUUAAAAAAUUUAUUUCAUUUAUCACACAA
Molecule: messenger RNA, 2484 nt
Organism: Temnothorax curvispinosus
Lineage: Eukaryota; Metazoa; Arthropoda; Insecta; Hymenoptera; Formicidae
Product: aminopeptidase N-like
Exons: 11
Coding region: 47-2116 (689 amino acids)
Biological process (GO): peptide catabolic process; proteolysis
Cellular component (GO): cytoplasm
Molecular function (GO): zinc ion binding; peptide binding; metalloaminopeptidase activity
Source: RefSeq, a predicted model, not a curated record